GGUCGGACGGGUUCACGGGCGCUUUCGUCAAUUGUUUACAAAUAACUGUCAGAAACUCGCUACACAGUCAUAAAUGUUUUUUUUUCCUCUACAAAAUGGAACAGUGAAUCAUACGUAUUGGGUUUUAAGAGAUAUUCUUUCUCUGAGAUUAAGCCCAGCAGGCGCGUGGUGUCACGUCAGCGCAGGUCCCCAUGGCGGAGGAAACCACUAAGCUGACACUGAGGCGCCUGGAGGCCCCCAUACACAAGUUCAUUAAAGUGGCUCUACCCACCGACCUGGAGAGGCUGCACAAACACCACAACAACAUACUGAAGUACCAACAAAGCCAGCAAUGGGACCGCCUUCAUCGAGAACACAUCAACGCCAGUCGUACUGUUCAGCAGCUGAGGGCAAACAUCCGAGAGAUGGAGAAGCUGUGCAGCCGCGUCCGCACGGAAGACGCCUCGGCUCUGGAGAGGCUCGUCGCGCCGGUCAAGGACAGGGCGGCGGCCGCCGCGCGAGACUUCCUGCAGUUGCACUCCAAUCCCGCACCUCAGCCUACGCCGUCUUCGCCGCCGUCCGACAGUUGUGAGACGAGCAGUUCACGUGCUGGCGAUGAGGCGGAGGAGCCCGUUUGUGGAUGGCAGGUUCAGUCUCAGCUACCAGAGAUCCCUACAGAGGAAAAUGCGGCCGAGUCCUGGGAGAACCUGGAGGAGGAUUUGAAGGAGCUGAGUGGUAUGGUGACAACCUUCUCUGCGCUCGUCCACUCCCAGCAGGAGAAGAUUGACAGCAUCGAGGACAACGUCAACACAGUCGCCGCCAACGUGGAGGAGGGGACCAAGAGCCUGGGGAAGGCGGCGGGCUACAAGUUGGCGGUGCUUCCCUUGGCCGGCGCGCUACUGGGCGGCGUCUUGGGGGGUCCGCUGGGCCUGCUGGCCGGCUUCAAAGCCGCAGGUGUGGCCGCCGCGGUCGGGGGCGGCGCACUGGGCUUCGCGGGAGGCAACCUGGUCCAAAAGCACCGCAAAGGUCUGCUGCAACUGCAGAUGAAACAGCUGACGGCGCCGCCGCCGCCGUUGGAGGCGGGGUCGUGCGAGGACAAGUGAUGCAGCGCCGACCAAAACGUGGUAACGGAGCUGUAACGCUCUUAUGUAAAAAAACACACACACACACACACACACACGCGCUGUGUUUCUGUCAGAAUCCGUUUGUUUACGACGCGUGCAACCCUGCUUCUUAACGAGGUUGCGUCACAUCUGACAUAGUUGUGCGCUCAUGUUGAUCGUAAAACAGCGGCGCCGUCAUCCUACACGCCGUCUUGUCUCCUAUAAGGUCUUUGGAAUGAGUGACUGGCCGCAACGUUAACACAACAUAACGCCAUCCCAUGCAAGAGCUGAUUAUGUUCAAGACCGCAAAUGUACAAACCUCAGCCCAAUCGCUCUACGUACGCCUUCACUUUAGUAUACAGUACAGUACAACUGCGUCAUCAUGAAUAACUGGUGGGCGGAGCAGUCACAUUCAUCUUUCUAUUUAUUUUUGCAAAGAAAAGUGGUGGUUAGCUUUAAUAACCGGUGGGAGGAGUAGGGGGAGCAGCUCCUCUGUGACUCAAAACAAUCUUCACCUCCUAUUUGGUUUCUAAAUAAGGAAACAAAAACAGCUCUACGGUUUCUAUGUAUUGCUGUUAUGCAAGGUAGAGCUCAUUAAUAACCGGUGGGAGGAGCGGUCACAUUAAUCAUGACGUGUCUGUUGUCAGCGAGCGAGCGUACUUUUAAGACGACGGAAUAUUUAAUGUUUUUGUAUACAUUUUUGUGAAGUGUAGUUUUUAUUAAUAACCGGUGGGAGGAGUGGGGGAGCAGCUCCUCUGUGACCUUAAAACAAUCUUCACCUCCUAUUUGGUCGCUAAAUAAGGAAACAAAAACAGCUCUACGGUUUCUAUGUAUUGCUGUCAUGCAAGGUAGAGCUCAUUAAUAACCGGUGGGAGGAGCGGCCACAUUAAUCAUGACGUGUCUGUUGUCAGCAAGCGAGCGACGGAAUAUUUAAUGUCUUUAUAUACAUUUUUGUUAAGUGGUAGGUAGUUUUUAUUAAUAACUGGCAGGAGGUCACUGUUACAUCUCGACGCAAGUAUCAGGCUCCAGUCAGAGACGAGGAGUCAGAAGCUGGGGCAGACUUCCGGAUGACUGUUAUUUUAAGUCAAGUGCCAAGCAACAGAUAUUAGGAAUAAUAGGUGGGAGGAGUGAUGACACUAAUUAUUUAAAUGGUGGUUAUAAUUAAUAACUGGCGGGAGGACUACAUUAAUGUAAUGACAAUGCAUGUUCCCCCGCGUGAGUCAGCGUUGACUUUGUGGAUGAUUUCUAUUUAUUUCUGCUGCGCAGUAUCAUGAAUAACUGGCGGGAGGAGCCAUGACAAGAUUGACUGGAUUGCUCAUGGGCAAGCUUACUUUGGCAUGAAUUUAUGCAUUAUUCCAGUCUUCCUGUAUAUUUGGAUUACAUAAAAUGGAGGUUAGGCAGCAUCUGUGUGUGCAUUAUGUUAAAUGUUGGUUAUUAAUAACUGGCAGGAGGAGCGGCAAUGUUAAUUUUAUGACUACAUGUCCCCCGUAUGAGUAAGCUUAUGGUUAGACUUAGUGAACGAUACUAUUAAUAACUAGCAGAGCAGUUUCUCAAAACAUUCUAUGCUUUGCUGUUAUGCAAUGUGACAGGAAGCAGUUCCUUUAAAUUAAAGCAAAGGCACAAUUCUUGAUACAGCUCUUGUAUUGGAUCGCAAUAAUGUGUGUAGUGAGUAUACUUUUUUUCCUUGUACCACAACGAGAAAUCUCUUGACUGUAUUGUACUGUAAUAUUACUGUAUUGUAUAUUGAAACAUAUUGAAAACACACCAAAGUGCCAAUUUGCAGGUCACUUGAAGGACUAAAGUGCUAAAUAAAUUGUGUUCUUACUCAAAGACACAAAAAAAAGACACCUGGCAACACAACAUUCUGUAAAAUGACUUUUAAUUGUCAUCCGUGUUCCCCUUUUGAGAUGACUCAUUUGGAAAUGGCAUCCACUUUGUCAUG
Molecule: messenger RNA, 3024 nt
Organism: Doryrhamphus excisus (bluestripe pipefish)
Lineage: Eukaryota; Metazoa; Chordata; Actinopteri; Syngnathiformes; Syngnathidae
Source: RefSeq, a predicted model, not a curated record